AUGGGGGACUUUAAUGCUGUCAAAGGUGCGCAUGAGCGUAGUAGUGACUGUCUCCCCAAUACGGUUGCUUACCAGGAUUUUUGUGACUUCAUUGAUGCUACUGGCUUUAUCGAGGCUCCCACUGUUGGUCUUAGAUACAUUUGGUCUGGCAGACUCUUUAUGCCUUCUCAUGUGGAGUCUAGACUGGAUCGGGCUCUUUUUUCGGCUGAUUUUGCUUCGCACUGGCAUUCGAUUCAUUCUCAGGCUCUCUGUCAUUUGACUUCAGAUCACUCCCCUCUGGUGUUGGCUUGUAGUCUCCCUCCCUCUGCUCGGAGAUGUUUUUUUCGCUUCUUGAAUAUGUGGAUCCUUCACCUAGAGUUCCAGGAGAUGGUUCAGAGUUCCUGGGACUCGGAGUUGUCCAUCACUUGUCCUAUUUUUUGGGUCAUGUCCAAGCUUAAACGGUUGAGAAAUAGGCUCAAGAUCUGGAAUAAAAGCACGCUUGGGAAUAUGGAUAUGAUGAUUAUGGAGACUCAUCAGGAGCUUCUAGACAUUCAGAAUCUCAUUUCUUCUGAUGGCUAUACUGAUGAUUUGUUUGACAAAGAAGUUUUGGCGCAAGCCAAGAUUAAUAUUGCUCUCUCUAGAAAAAGCGAGCUCUUGCGACAGAAGAGUCGGGUUUCUUGGCUGCAGGAUGGGGACCGCAAUACAGCUUUUUUCCAUACUCUUCUCCGUUGUAAGAAGAAGCCUCUUAUCAUUUCUCAUUUGGAGAUUAAUGGCUCUAUGGUCUAUGAUUCGGCGAUUAUUGGUCAGCAUAUUGUGGAUUAUUUCACGCAACUCUUCACUGGUUCUCAAACUUCUCAGUUGGGUAUUGCUGCAAUUGAGGUUAUCCUGGAUCAUUUGGUUUCGGAUCAGCAUAAUGCAAUGUUGUCCAGAAUUCCGGAUGAUGAUGAGAUCAUCACUGCUGUCUUUCAGAUAGAUCCUUAUAGCUCUCCUGGUCCUGAUGGCUUCACUAGUAAGUACUUCCAAUCCUGCUGGUCGAUCAAGCAUGACAUUUGGAGAGCGGUUCGCACAUUUUUCGAGAGAUCUUAUCUUCUUGCGGGUCAUAAUGCGAACACUCUCAUUCUUAUUUCCAAGAAAGAGGUGGUGAGUACGGUUGCUGAUUUGAGGCCUAUUGUGAUGUCGAACUUCCUCUUCAAGAUUAUUUCGAAGGUCCUUGCUACUCGGUUGAACAUUAUUGCUGCUUGCUAUGUCUCUCCGAAUCAGUUUGACUUUAUCAGUGGAAAAUCUAUUCAUGAUUGCAUUAUGUUGGGUUUUGAGGGUGUCAAUUAA
This is a messenger RNA of Salvia miltiorrhiza (redroot sage), 1305 nucleotides long. RefSeq lists its product as uncharacterized. The record is from RefSeq and is a predicted model, not a curated record. Lineage: Eukaryota; Viridiplantae; Streptophyta; Magnoliopsida; Lamiales; Lamiaceae. Bases 1 to 1305 code for a protein of 434 amino acids. The transcript has a single exon.